UUAGUUUUGUUUACUGAUCCUCCAGUUGUGUCCUGAGAACUUGCCAAAAUAUCACACUGUCACUCCUCUCUGUUGCUAUCCGUCGCACUUGUGGAAUAGUGUUUCUAAUGUAAAAUAUGACAAAGCCAGUAUCCAUUCUCGUUUAUAAGUUCAUAUUAUUAUUCAUGUCAGUUUUUGUAAUAAGACCAAAUAUAACUGUGGAGGCUAAAGAGAAUUGCGCACAGAAACUAGACUUGGUCAUCAUACUGGACACCUCCUCAAGCGUGACGUGGCCAAACUUCAAACUAAGCAUAGCUUUCAUCCAGAAUCUCAUAAGGCCGUUACAAAUAGGACCAGACAACAUCAGAGUGGCCUUAAUGAGAUACUCCAAUGACGUUGAAGUUCUUUCUAAUUUAGGCGAAAGAAUGAAUAAAGAGGAGAAAGAAAAAGAUGUAUUAAAAAUUAAAUACAAGCAUGGUAAUACACACACACAUGAGGCACUAAACAAAACCAGGACAGAUGUAUUGGUGGAAAAGAAAGGUGAUCGACCAGAGGUGCAGGAUCUGGUAGUCUUGAUCACAGAUGGGAGGUCUACGAAGCGUGGCACAAAAGAAGAAGCAAUGAAGCUGAAAUCUAAACAGUAUCUAAAGAUUUUGACCAUUGGUGUUACAAAAGACAUUGAUGAACCAGAGCUGAGGAAUGUUUCAUCCGGCACUGACCUGUUCCUAAAAAUUGAUUCGUUUGCAGACUUCAAUCGUCAUCUGGAUCAACUUAAACCUGUCGUUUGUUCUGGUGGUAAUGUAAGUUUAAAUGCUCAGCCAUCAGAUCAGGGUGUCAAGGGGAAAAAUGAUUCAAGUCUUCAAAACUUUGAGACCAGCACAACCUUUAAAACUAGGUUGACAUCAUACAACCAUCAUACCCAAAUGAUGACAUUCAUGCCAUUAACUAUCACUCAUCAACCAGAGUCUGUGUCAUCGCACGUUGAAUCUGGCUCAAUAUUUUCUACUUCUUCGGUGUUUUCUGUAACAUCAAUACCAUCGUUACCGUUGAUUACCUUAGACAGCAGUGUGAUGCCCUCAUUAUCUAUCUCGCAAACAGUAAUAUCACAGUUAACGCCCGUUUCUGAGACAUCCUUACUGCCAUCGUUUAUGAAUACAGACUUGUUUUCAUCGACUGUACAGGAUAUUUUAUCUACGAGUUCCUUAGCGUUUUCUGAAUCGGACUUUAGGACAAGUCAAUCAAUAAAGGACACCGUUGUUUUACCAUGGAUUUCAGCUCAUGAAAUGCUGUCACCUACAUUUUCGUCACCUAUAUAUUUGUCUUCAUUCAUUUUGAACAUGUUACUAUCUCCAUCUAGUUCCGAGAUCAUGCCAUCAUUAGUAUCAUCAGGUUCUGAAAUACGGUCAUCUAUUACAGAAACUGGAGUUUUGGACAUUUCAUCAUCAAAUUUGGACACCAUCAUCUUGCCAUCAUCAUCAAUUUUGGAAAUUGGGAGUAUAUUUCCAUCCCCAUCAAUUUCGGACACUGUCAUCUCACCAUCCCCAUCAAUUUCGGACACUGUCAUCUCACCAUCCCCAUCAAUUUCGGACACUGUCACCUUUUCAUCUCCAUCAUUUUCGAACAUCGUGAUAUUUUCUUCGCCAUCAAUUUCAGACACCGUACAAUUUCCAUUACCAUUAAUAUUGCCAUCAAUUACUGACACCGUAAUACAAUCAUUAACAUUAACUUCCAAGUUAAAGUCUAUUUCAUCUACCUAUUCCGAUAUACCACUUAGCAAUGACUUCAACACCAUCUCAGAUUUAACUGACAUAGAAACUUCGUUAGCAUCCAAUCGUAACUCACUUGAAUUUGUUUCGGAAUCUGGUCUACAUAACAUUGAUAUGGCACCAGUUACUGACACACUAACAGACGUCUCCAACAAGCACACUGACACAUUGGUGUCACCAAGUUCUAUGUCUAUUGACACACUGAUGUCAUCACGUCUUACGUCUGUCUCAAAAACUACGUCUUUAAAAGUCUAUCCAAGAGACUCACAAGAGUAUCUAUCGCUAAUGAAUAAUGAACAAAGCUCAAUAUUCUUUUCAUUAGAGAACUCCAAGAGAGUGUCUAAGACAGUGUCCCUCACAUCAACAGUACAGGUGAUGUCGACAUUACUUUCAAAGAUGAACUAUCCUGACCAGAACCGAGACCCAAAUAACAAAAUGCCAUCGUUUGUUCCAACAAACUCCAUCAUGACGUCAUCGGAAGUCUCUUUCUCUCUGCCUAAAGAAUUAUCUUCCCUGAGUUCAAUUAGAACAUCAUCUUUAAAAAACAACAAACUUAUGGAAUCGUUCACUUCGUAUACAAAUCAGUUCACAGAAAGGGCUGAGCCUACUUCAAGUUCUGUGUGGCAUCAGUCAGUCAUGAUUGAAAACUACAACACAUCAAUUUUAACUGGCGCCGAGACUAGGAGAACGCUAUGGACUUAUCUAUCGGCAACAAUUGCUGGUUUUAUCGCCGUCUUGUUGGCAGGAAUCUGUUUGGCUGUUGUAAGCAGGAAAAGUCAAGAAAGAGCUCGCCAGGAAGCAGCACAAAUAAAUGUAGAGGCUCAAUGACAGAGAGAGACAGACAGAAAGAGAGAUAAAGAGAGAGAGAAAGAGAGAGAUAGAGAGAGAGACAGAAAUAGAGAGAGAGAGAGAAACAGAAAGAGAGAGAGAUAGAGAGAGAGACAGAAAUAGAGAGAGAGAGAGAAACAGAAAGAGAGAGAGAGAGAGAGAGAGAGAGAGUUCGUAUUCUGAGACCUACAUUCGCAAUAACUACACUAUAGAAACACUUUAUACUUAAUGUUUGUCAGAAUGAAUAUGUGACAGCUUGUUUAUGUACUUUUUUUUUCAAAGAACUAUUCCAAUUCUAUAGUUAAUCAUGGAUUAUUUCCUUUAAAUAAAAGGCAUAAUUCUCUUUA
Molecule: messenger RNA, 2920 nt
Organism: Biomphalaria glabrata
Lineage: Eukaryota; Metazoa; Mollusca; Gastropoda; Planorbidae
Product: mucin-2-like
Exons: 5
Coding region: 117-2573 (818 amino acids)
Source: RefSeq, a predicted model, not a curated record